UCACUUUCUCUUGGGGAGAUCAAACAAAGGAGUUAUUUCUUCAUCUGCAGCUGAAGAGUAAAAGCACAGCUUCCAAUGGCAUCUCGUAAGGACAGCCAAUUUUUUGAAGGAGGAAGAAGUCAAAAUGUUGUAAAUGGAAGUAGAACCUCUCAUGGACAGUGGGGUAGAGCAUGGAAGGCUGAUUGGUUUUCCUUGAUAAAUAUCAUUCUUCUACUCAUUUCUUGCCCCUUUAUCGUCUACUAUUUUAUAAUGUCAUGUGAUCAAUACAAUUGCUCCUUGAGUGAGCCAGCCAUUAAGUUGCUUUCAGGAAGAGUUCACCUCUUGGAUAUCUGGGACAAGACACCAUCUUUCACAUGGAAAGCUCUAAUCCUCUAUACUUCUUGGGUAAUUUUCCAGGCAUUUUUGUUUAUGAUUCCUGACUUUUGCCAUAAAUUUCUUCCUGGGUUUAAAGGAGGAGUGCAAGAAGGUGCCAUUUCACCUGCUGGUGUAGCACUCAAAUAUGAGAUUAAUGGACUACAGGCCUGGCUCAUAACACAUACCCUCUGGUUUGCAAAUGUUUAUUACUUCCAGUGGUUCUCACCCACCAUCAUUUUUGACAAUUGGAUUCCACUCUUGUGGUGUGCGAAUAUUCUGGGCUAUUCAAUGUCCAUAUUUACAUGGUUAAAGGCCUGCUUUUUCCCCUCUAAUGCAAAGGACUGCAAAUUCACUGACAAUUUCUUCUAUGACUUCAUGAUGGGAAUUGAACUUAAUCCACGCUUGGGAAAGUGGUUUGAUUUCAAAUUGUUUUUCAAUGGCCGACCUGGUAUUGUAGCAUGGACUUUGAUUAAUUUAUCCUAUGCUGCGAAACAACACGAACUGUAUGGACAAGUCACUAACUCUAUGCUACUUGUCAAUGUCCUACAGGGUCUAUAUGUUUUGGACUUUUUCUGGAAUGAAACUUGGUAUUUAAAAACAAUUGAUAUCGCCCAUGAACAUUUUGGAUGGUAUCUUGCCUGGGGAGACUGUGUGUGGCUUCCGUAUCUCUAUACUCUACAGGGGUUGUACCUGGUCUAUCAUCCUGUCCAACUUGCUACCAGCUACGCAUUUGGAAUUCUUUUACUGGGUUUUGUGGGCUACUAUGUUUUCAGAAUGGCCAAUCAUCAGAAAGAUCUCUUCCGUCACACUGAUGGCAACUGUAAAAUUUGGGGCAAGAAACCCAAAUAUAUUGAAUGUGUCUACACAUCAGCCAGCGGGACUAAACACUACAGUAAACUGUUGGUUUCAGGAUUCUGGGGUAUGGCCCGCCAUUUUAACUAUACUGGAGACUUGAUGGGCUCCCUGGCAUACUGCCUCUGUUGUGGUCUUGAUCAUAUUCUUCCUUACUUCUACAUACUUUUCAUGGCCAUUCUCCUGGUCCACCGCUGCAUUAGGGAUGAACAUCGAUGCUCCAACAAGUAUGGCAAGGACUGGAAGAGAUACACUGAUGCAGUACCAUACCGACUCUUUCCAGGGAUUUUCUAAAGGCUUAUUUUAGACUUAAAAUACACUUGCAGAACAAGUUUUGAGAUCUACAAAUAUGUGAUAUCAGCAGUAUUUUUGGCCCAUAUAAUGGUGUGUGAGUUACUUGUUAAGAUAUGUAAAAAAUAACAUAAAAUAAGAUGCAUGUUAUAUGAACUUUUAAAAGGUGUUUUUGGUUUUUUUUAGAAAGUUACUUUUUGUACCAAUUUGUUCCCCCCAACAUUUUAAAUUAAAAAUGAACAUAAUCUUG
Molecule: messenger RNA, 1747 nt
Organism: Candoia aspera
Lineage: Eukaryota; Metazoa; Chordata; Lepidosauria; Squamata; Candoiidae
Gene: DHCR7
Product: 7-dehydrocholesterol reductase
Exons: 8
Coding region: 76-1500 (474 amino acids)
Biological process (GO): cholesterol biosynthetic process; brassinosteroid biosynthetic process
Cellular component (GO): endoplasmic reticulum membrane
Molecular function (GO): 7-dehydrocholesterol reductase activity
Source: RefSeq, a predicted model, not a curated record